Delphinapterus leucas (beluga whale) is the source of this 3516-nucleotide messenger RNA. The record is from RefSeq and is a predicted model, not a curated record. NCBI's taxonomy places the organism in Eukaryota, Metazoa, Chordata, Mammalia, Artiodactyla, Monodontidae.
UUCCCAUGGCCCAGCUCUGGCGUCCAACCUGCUGCCGCCGCGGCCCGGCCGAGCGGAGAGCACCACACGCAGAGCACACGCUCGCGCUCAGCUCCCCUCCGGGGCGGUUCAUGAGCGCGCGCUCCGACCGCAGCCUCCGCGAGCUCGCGCCGCACCGCCGCGGCCCGCCGUCGCCAGGGCCCCCCGGGGGAAGGAAGGCAGGAAGGCCGGCGCGGCCGUGCGCCCCGUGGAGCCCGCCACCCCUGUCCGCAGCCGGCUGCCCGGCCCGCCUGGCACCAUGCUGCCCGCGCGCUGCGCCCGCCUGCUCGCGCCCCACUUGCUGCUCGUGCUGGUGCAGCUGUCCCCGACUCGCGGCCACCGCACCACGGGCCCCAGGUUUCUUAUAAGUGACCGUGACCCCCAGUGCAACCUCCACUGCUCCAGGACUCAACCCAAACCUAUCUGUGCCUCUGACGGCAGGUCCUACGAGUCCAUGUGUGAGUACCAGAGAGCCAAGUGCCGAGACCCAACCCUGGGUGUGGUACAUCGAGGUAGAUGCAAAGACGCUGGCCAGAGCAAGUGUCGCCUGGAGCGGGCUCAGGCCCUCGAGCAAGCCAAGAAGCCCCAGGAGGCGGUGUUUGUCCCGGAGUGCAACGAGGAUGGCUCCUUUACCCAGGUGCAGUGCCAUACUUACACGGGGUACUGCUGGUGUGUCACCCCAGAUGGGAAGCCCAUCAGUGGCUCUUCUGUGCAGAAUAAAACUCCUGUAUGUUCAGGUUCAGUCACCGAUAAGCCCGUGAGCCAGGGUAACUCAGGAAGGAAAGUCUCUUUUCGAUUCUUUUUAACCCUCAAUUCAGAUGACGGGUCUAAGCCGACACCCACGAUGGAGACCCAGCCGGUGUUCGAUGGAGAUGAAAUCACAGCUCCCACUCUCUGGAUUAAGCACUUGGUAAUCAAGGACUCCAAACUGAACAAUACCAAUGUAAGAAAUUCAGAGAAAGUUCACUCUUGUGACCAGGAGAGACAGAGCGCCCUGGAAGAGGCCCGGCAGAAUCCCCGCGAGGGCAUUGUCAUCCCCGAGUGUGCCCCAGGGGGGCUCUAUAAGCCAGUGCAGUGCCACCAAUCCACUGGCUACUGCUGGUGUGUGCUGGUGGACACGGGGCGUCCGCUGCCCGGGACCUCCACACGCUACGUGAUGCCCAGUUGUGAGAGCGACGCCAGGGCCAAGAGUGCGGAGGUGGACGACCCCUUCAAGGACAGGGAGCUGCCAGGCUGUCCAGAAGGGAAGAAAAUGGAAUUUAUCACCAGCCUACUGGAUGCUCUCACCACUGAUAUGGUGCAGGCCAUUAACUCAGCAGCACCCACUGGAGGUGGGAGGUUCUCAGAGCCAGACCCCAGCCACACCCUGGAGGAGCGAGUGGUGCACUGGUACUUCAGCCAGCUGGACAGCAACAGCAGCGACGACAUUAACAAGAGGGAAAUGAAGCCCUUCAAGCGCUACGUGAAGAAGAAAGCCAAACCCAAGAAAUGCGCCCGGCGUUUCACUGACUACUGUGACCUGAACAAGGACAAGGUCAUCUCACUUGCCGAGCUGAAGGGCUGCCUGGGUGUCAGCAAAGAAGUAGGACGCCUCAUCUAAGGAGCAGAAAACCAAAGGGCAAGUGGAGAGACCAGGGAGGCAGGAUGGAUCACCAGACACCUGACCUUGGACGCUGCCCACAGCCCAGCCACGUCCCAUGUAACAUGAGUGAUGCCCACCGUGUUUGCACUUUUAAUAACUCUUACUUGUGUGUUUUCUUUUUGGUUUCAUUUUUAAACACCAAUAUCUAAUACCACGGUGGGAAAAGGAAAGGGAAGAAAGACUGUUCGUUCUCUUUUAUUGUUAAGGUUUUGGAUCUGCUACUGACAACUUUUAGGGUUCUGAGGGGGUGAGGGUCUUGUUGGGACUGAGAAGAAAGAGAUUUAUAUACUGUAUAUAAAUAUAUAUGUAAAUUGUAUAGUUCUUUUGUACAGCCAUUGGCACUGCUGUCUGUUUAUUCCCCUCCCUGUUCCUGCUCUGGGUUGUGAGGGCUCUGGACCCACGGCCCAGCUUUCUGGACCCCAGAACUCCAUCCCCAGCCCGCUUGGAUUCUGUUUGGAGAACGACCCCUGUGGUUAGAGCGCAGACUCCAUUAGUUCUUUUCUAGUGGGAGGAGGGCACCGCCUCUUGCUGUGUCUGUCAGAGCUGGCAAGUCACUUGACGGUUGACCUUCUCAAGGGAGGCUGGGUGUGGGACAAUGUGAGGGGCCCCUGAAGGGAGGGCUCCCGUGCCCAUGUGUUCCUGCCAUCCGGAUCCCCAAGUGGCCCUGACCCCGUGGGUGCACAGUGUCCUGGUGGCCCACUGAGCAAAUUGUCCUCCAAGGAUUUGCGUUAGGGUCAGUUGAAACAUUUCCACCCAUGUUUAGCAUCUCCUCCACGUAAAGCAUGAGAAGGGAGCCAAAGAAGGAAAAGACACACAGAGGGGCCUUUUAUUUAGUAGCUGUUUAGUAUCUGAGCAGUGCAGGGAAGUGGACAGAAGGCCUGCCCUGGUGAGUGCAGUACCCACAGGAGGCUUCUCACCUCCUGCAAACCCAUGAAUGAGGUUUCCCGAGACAGCUCCCAGGGCCAAGGUCAGACUAGGCUUUUACUUCCACUCCCCUCUAUCUCCCCUUGCCAUCCUCUGGUCAUCAUAAGCCUGAGGGAAGAGUUGUGUUGGCCACCUUGUGGGAAACUCAGCCUUUUUUCUUUUUAAACUCAGUACUGAGGUUCUUCCUGUUCCCUUAAAUGCUCUUAAAGGCUUCCAGGCUUGAGGCCAGUUCCAGAGCAAAGCUCAUCCUGGGCCUCCCACUUCUGCCUCGCCUAGAAGUGCAGAGAUAAUAACCCAGCUAUGGGGAAAUCCAGGCCUAGCUUUCCACAGACGUUUUACUGUGAUUCCAGUGUGGAUUCCAAUGUGCUGGGCAGCCUUCAGGUCAGAUGCCAGCUUCUUCUGCCCGGGUGACCAUGCCUAUCUGACAGUCAUCAAAGAGCAACACGUGGCACUUAGCACCCCUGCCAUGAGCAGGCGUGGCAGCAGUGAGGGAGGGUGGGUAGUAGCCCAGGACUGGUGCCCCUAUGGAUUGCUUUUGGAAAUCUGGCCACAUCUCGUGCAUCUCGUACCCCAUCCCGGUAUCCCAUCAUCUGACUGGAGAAGGUUCUUGCUGUCUGGAUGAAAGUCCCAGAGGUUGCGUUAGGGUGACUGGAGGCCCCAUCCCAACACGGUAAGGUGGAAGGGGAGCCCUAGCCCAUUAGUUUGGACCAGAAAGCUCAGCGUGCUGGAACCGGAUGGACUUUCCAGGAGACCCCAGUCCCCUACUCUGGCCAGGAGGAAGCACCUCCUUGUAGAAAGUCAGACUCUCCCCUGGGCAUCUUCUCUCUCACACAUAUGUGGAGGCUGUGUUCUGUGGUUUUCCUUUGUGAGGAGGGAGGGAGACUAUUUGUAGCUUGUUUUAUAAAAAAUAAAAAUGAGUCAAUCUUGGUGGC